AUGGCUGCGACGCGACUGCCCGCCCCCGAAAUGCACAGCGCGAUCAACCUCCUCAUCGACAAUCUCGUCAACAUCAAGGAUGAAAAUGGCAAAUUCCUCCUCUCCCUCCCCGACGGUCGCGUUAUUGAUACAAAGUCCUGGGCUGGCUGGGAAUGGACUCACGGCAUCGGCCUAUAUGGUGUGUGGAAGUACUACGAGAUGACCGGCGACGAGAAGCUGGUGAAGAUCAUCGAGGACUGGUUUGCCGCGCGGUUUGCGGAGGGGGGCACCACCAAGAACAUCAAUACGAUGGCCGUCUUCCUGACCCUCGCUUACGUCUAUGAAAAGACCGGCAACGUCAGCUACCGCCCCUGGCUGGAUGCCUGGGCUGAAUGGGCGAUGUACGAAUUGCCACGCACACGCUACGGCGGCAUGCAGCACAUCACUUAUAUCGAUGAGAAUUAUCAGCAGCUCUGGGAUGAUACACUCAUGAUGACUGUUAUGCCGCUGGCUAAGAUCGGGAAGCUCCUGAACCGACCUGAGUAUAUUGCCGAGGCGAAGAGACAGUUCCUUACCCACAUCAAGUAUCUGUUCGAUACUAAGACCGGCUUGUUCUUCCACGGCUGGACUUUUGAGGACGGUGGUCACAACUUUGCCGAUGCGCGCUGGGCUCGCGGUAACAGUUGGGUUACUAUUGUCAUUCCGGAGGUCAUCGAGGUGCUCGGCCUGGCGCCUACCGAUCCUAUCCGGUUACAUCUCAUUGAGACACUGGAGGCGCAGUGCGAGGCUCUCCAGCGGGUUCAGUCGGAGUCUGGUGGCUGGCACACACUGCUUGAUCACCCUGAUUCGUACCUCGAGGCAUCUGCAACUGCUGGAUUCGCCUAUGGUAUUCUGAAGGCUGUUCGGAAGAGAUACAUUGGCGCACAAUACAGGCCUGUCGCUGAAAAAGCCAUCGCCUCUGUGUUGAAGGAUGUAGAUGGCAAGGGUGAGCUUCGGAACACCAGCUUCGGAACGGGAAUGGGUGAUUGUUCGCAGUUCUACAAGGACAUUGCCUUGACUUCCAUGCCCUAUGGGCAGGCGAUGGCCAUCAUGGCGCUCGGGGAAUACUUGCGGACCUAUAUUUAG
Molecule: messenger RNA, 1104 nt
Organism: Penicillium cinerascens
Lineage: Eukaryota; Fungi; Ascomycota; Eurotiomycetes; Eurotiales; Aspergillaceae
Product: glycoside hydrolase family 88/105 protein
Exons: 1
Coding region: 1-1104 (367 amino acids)
Biological process (GO): carbohydrate metabolic process
Source: RefSeq, a predicted model, not a curated record